CUGCCAGACUCAUAACUGAAGAUUAUAUUAAGAUCUCUUGAAAUAAUAACUCCGCAGAUACUAGUACUGAUCUGCCCUUGCAGAGCAAUUGCCAAUCCUAGCAUUCCGAAUGACUAAUUCGUGUAACUUGACCAACAGGGUUAACUAGUUAAGAAUAAACAGUGACUAUUAACGCUUAGAAUUAACACGAAUGCUUGCGUUGACAGUUGACUUUUAUCCCACCAUCUGUGAAGUUAUCAGUAUCGACAUUAGUAGCCUUGAAUGGCGUGAUACCACCUGCAUAAGACUCCACGCCAUACCGAAAAAGGCGACUUCCACCAUUUAUACCUAUGAUAACGGCAUCGUAUCGCAGUGACUGGCGCAGCUGCUUGAUAAUCAUAUCCAAAAUAAGCGAGUUAGGAAGUAUAAAGCAGGCGGCAUGAGCCGUUAACUAUAUCAAUUCCUGCCGUUUAGAAUACUCUCUGGCAUAUAACCGUCAUACACAUCAUGUCUCGGCCCGAGAUUUCAGAAAAGAUCGAGCCGGUUUCCACUGACUCUGCAAGUCAAGAAACGAAAACUAAAGAUCCAGCUAUUUCGUAUUCGGAGGAGCUUCCAGUUCCUGCUGGAGAAAAGUCUUUGCACAUCGUUGCGCGAAAUCAAGAUCUCCCAGCAUACAAUGGCGGUGACGAGGAGGAUUCUAGGUCGAUUACAGGCUAUGAUGAUAAUCUCAUGAGGGACCGCGUCAUAUUAAGUAGUAAGGAGGAAAAGAAACUGAUUCGGCGUAUUGAUUGGCAUCUGAUUCCGCUCUUGUCCGUCAUAUAUAUGAUCAAAACCGUCGACUUUACAAAUGUCUCGAAUGCACGCAUUAUGGAUAAGGGAACACCACAUAAUAUUAUGACAGAGCUUCAUAUGACAGCAAAUGAGUACAAUCUCGUCACCACCAUGUAUUAUAUUCCAUACAUAUUAGCAGAGACACCGUCAAAUCUGCUGCUCAAAAAAAUGCGGCCAUCGGUCUGGCAAGCUCGAAUAAUGAUCUCCUGGGGAAUCGUUCUAUGCUGCCACGCUGCAGUCCGUAACAAGGAAGGCCUCUAUGUAGUCCGUUUCUUCCUUGGGCUUUUCGAAGCUGGUCUAUGGCCGGGGAUACUCCUGCAGCUGUGCUACUGGUAUCGACCAGACGAAAUUGCACCACGGAUUGUGUUGGUGACAGUGCUUGGGAAUUUCAGUUCUGUGGUUAGCGGAGUACUUGCUUUUGCUUUUAACGGAGUUGUUGCCCGUGGACUAUCUGGAUGGAAAUGGCUUAUUCUAACCGAGGGUGUUUUCACCGUGUUGUUGGGAAUAUUCACGUACUUCUUUCUCCCUGAUUUCCCUUCCACUGCAUCAUGGCUCACAGACCGCGAGAAGAGCUUCAUCCAAGCUCGGCUGCCACGUAACUCUCCUCGCGCAGCAGAAGCCAAUUUCAAUCUCCGUGAAAUUCUCGAAGCUCUUCGGAACAAACGCGUCUGGCUAUUUCUUCUCUGCUGGGCUUUCUACACCGUCGGCACGACGGGACUUACAUUUUACCAACCAACUGUCAUCGCAAAUCUGGGAUUCACCACGCUUGCCCAAACCCAGCUUUUGAACAUUCCGCCUGCCAUAUUUUCUGUGAUUUUAACAGUGCUGUUUGGUAUCGUCACAGACACUGGUAGAAUCCCGCAGCCAUUGAUUCCACUCGGCUUCAUGAUCGUUAUCCAAGCUUGUUACGCAGUGCUGUAUACAUUCCCCAGUAACGGGGCGGUAUACGCUGCUACAGUGAUUGCAGGCGGGUUUUCAGUUGCGUGGUACACCAUGAUGUGGCCAUGGCGUGUCCAGACCACCGAAGGAGCCACAGGCUCCGCCUUCGCUAUUGCAUUUGCGAACAGCUAUGGCCAGAUCGGAGGUGCAGUUGGAUCGCAGCUCUUCAACUCCCGAUACGCGCCUCGCUAUACGACUUCUUUCGCUAUUGCGAUGGGGUUUAUCGGCGCGGCGAUUAUCAUGAAUAUUAUUACCUGGAGUUUUACGUCGCGCGCUGAUGUGGACACGCGUAGGAUUAAAAGGGCUAGAAUCGAGGCGGCAAAGAGGAAUGAGGCUCUUUUGGAUGAUGUUGAUAUUCAUAGGUCCGGGAAGAGGUGAUUUCCACGGCGUAUCUCGUAUUGCUGCGGGAAAACUAUAGAUAAAAUUGUAACCGCACGUAUGCCAGGAUAGCUUCAAAUUGUACGGAAUGAUGGAAGGGGGUGGGGCGACUAAAGGAAUGAUGAUAAAUCUUCUUCAAAGCAC
This is a messenger RNA of Talaromyces proteolyticus, 2271 nucleotides long. RefSeq names its product pantothenate transporter. The record is from RefSeq and is a predicted model, not a curated record. NCBI's taxonomy places the organism in Eukaryota, Fungi, Ascomycota, Eurotiomycetes, Eurotiales, Trichocomaceae. The transcript has 8 exons. Gene Ontology annotation, molecular function: transmembrane transporter activity. The coding region runs from base 487 to 2127 and encodes 546 amino acids. Gene Ontology annotation, cellular component: membrane. Gene Ontology annotation, biological process: transmembrane transport.